AUGCCAGGAGAAAAAUCAAGGGACAAAAGAUCAAAUUUUGAUAGUAAAGAUAAAUAUUUUUUAGGAGUUUUUCGAAAUGUUAUGGAUACAAUUUUGAUGGCCAUAGAUUUAAGAUAUACCGAGAAAAAAAAUGAAAAUGUUUUAAUAGGGCUUCCUCUGAUUUGUCCAGGACCUAUCUAUUUUGAAAAUAUACAUUAUCGUGUGGAAACAUUUGGAAAAAAAUUAGAAGUUUUUGCAUUAAUGUCUAACGUUGAAGUCACUGAAGUUUUAGAAGAACUAAUAGCUUUUGCUACAUCAUACAAGACCAUGAUACCUCUUUGA
Molecule: messenger RNA, 321 nt
Organism: Macrosiphum euphorbiae (potato aphid)
Lineage: Eukaryota; Metazoa; Arthropoda; Insecta; Hemiptera; Aphididae
Source: the annotation of a GenBank genome assembly